AUGGGAAGAUCACCAUGUUGCGAGAAGAAGAAUGGGCUCAAGAAAGGACCAUGGACUCCUGAAGAAGAUCAGAAGCUCGUUGAUUAUAUCAAUAAACAUGGUUAUGGAAAUUGGAGAACUCUCCCCAAGAAUGCUGGGUUACAAAGAUGUGGUAAAAGUUGUCGUCUCCGGUGGACAAACUAUCUCCGACCAGAUAUAAAACGAGGAAGAUUCUCUUUCGAAGAAGAAGAAACUAUUAUUCAACUUCACAGCAUCAUGGGAAACAAGUGGUCUGCGAUUGCGGCUCGAUUACCAGGAAGAACAGACAAUGAAAUCAAGAACUACUGGAACACUCACAUCAGAAAAAGACUUCUAAAGAUGGGAAUCGAUCCGGUGACACACAGUCCACGUCUUGAUCUUCUCGAUAUCUCCUCCAUUCUCAGCUCAUCUCUCAACAACUCUUCACAUCAUCAUCAUCAUCAACAUAUGAACAUGUCAAGGCUCUUGAUGGGUGAUGGUCACCAUCAUCAGCCAUUACUUAACCCUGAGAUACUCAAACUUGCAGCCUCUCUCUUCUCAACCUCUCAACAUCAAAACCAAAACCAAGACCACUCCGGGAACACUAUUAACCAAACCGAAAUAAACCAAUACCAAACCGGUUACAACAUGCUCGGUAAUCAAGAAUUACAAGCUUGUUUCCCUAUCAUGGAUCAAUACGCGGAGUUCCAAGACCUCAUGCCAAUGAAGACGGUCGUCCAAGAUUCGUUCCCAUCUAAACACGACGAUGACUAUUCGAACUCUAACUCUGUAUUAGAAGCUUUUUACUCCGACUUUGCUUCGGUCCUGACCACACCUUCUUCGAGCCCAACACCAUUAAACUCAAGCUCCACAACUUACAUCAAUAGUAGCACUUGCAGCACCGAGGAUGAAAAAGAGAGUUAUUGCAGUACUGAAAUUCCUGAUUAUUCGUUUGAUGUUAAUGGUUUUCUGCAAUUCCAAGAUACAAAAAACCAUUGGGAUAGAGUUAUGUGA
Molecule: messenger RNA, 1011 nt
Organism: Microthlaspi erraticum
Lineage: Eukaryota; Viridiplantae; Streptophyta; Magnoliopsida; Brassicales; Brassicaceae
Source: the annotation of a GenBank genome assembly